AUGGAGGAAAAGCAAUGCUUAGAAAACGUACUGGCAGAGUCCAAAGAAUCGUAUACCCAGGCAACGGCUCCAUCCGCAGCAGCAUCUGCGGUGCAAGCGGCGAUGGCGACAGUGCCGCCACAACUGCACCCCUCCCGUGCCCUUGGCUGUAUUCGUUGUUACUUUACCGCACUGCGCAUAGCGGGUAAUGCUACUCCAGAUGCAGUGGCAGACACGCCGGCAACUGCUGGAACCGUAUCUUGGGCAGCAACACCAGCCACCUUUUCUUCACAGCGGCAGCACUUCUCCGCAUCUGUGGGGGGAAAGGCAGUGGCAGCCUCAGCAAAGGCAGCAUCCCAGGCCGGUGUGUUGCGUGCGGGUACGCUGCUGCUGAAUGACCCUCCCCCUGAAUAUGAAGUGUCGGUACAUCGCGGGCUCAAAGUGCAGGCCUCCCUGAUGUUGCAGCGACUUCCUCUGACCUACAAGGAACCUGAACAUGAGCGGCAGUUUCGGCUCUACAAAGAAGAAUGGGAGCGUUCAACAGGCAACACCACGGUUCUGAGCGACGAGAUAACGUACAUGCAGCUGCCUGGGCAUUUCUUAGAAACGCAGCAGCAGCAACAGCAGCGGGAGAAACAGCAGGAGAAAACAGGUGAUGCGCAGGUGUCCGAGCUGGACAUGCUGCUACAGCAGCAGGGGCUAACGUUGCAAAGGCACAAAACAAAGAGGCAGAAGCAGCAUCAGCAAGAGCAAGCCGCUGACUCUGGGAGUGCCGCAUCAACAACAGGAGAGCGAGAGGAGCAGUCCCUCUCCCGAAGCCCAGAGAGGGUGCUGCUGCUCCUGGUGCGCUAUGCCAACGGCUGGCAGUUGCCGGUAGAAGACAGAAGACAUGGCCAAACAAUGAGACAGACUCUGGCGCGGCUAUGCAUGCAACAGCUGGGCUUGCGUGAAGCGCCUUUCAUGGUCGGCUUUGCCCCGGCUGCAGUGCAGCACAUCAGAAACAAACCAAGAGAAACCGUGCAAGGCCGUCAGGUGUUCUUCUAUCGAGCUUAUCACGUAUUCGGGCAGCCCCAGGUGUGUCCCCCCGCCAACAGCCCAGUAUGCGACUGGGCGUGGUUGCCGGCAGAAGAAGCCAAGCAUCGCAUGUCUCUCAAUGCUUUUAGUGCAAUUAGGGAUGCACUGUUGCUAGGCUGA
Molecule: messenger RNA, 1173 nt
Organism: Cyclospora cayetanensis
Lineage: Eukaryota; Apicomplexa; Conoidasida; Eucoccidiorida; Eimeriidae
Product: AF4/FMR2 family member 4
Exons: 5
Coding region: 1-1173 (390 amino acids)
Cellular component (GO): mitochondrial large ribosomal subunit
Molecular function (GO): structural constituent of ribosome
Source: RefSeq, a predicted model, not a curated record